ACUGAUGGUGCGCGCUGACACUGGCCACUAGAUACAGUGACCAAACCCAAACCGAAUCGACAACUGUACACGAACAAACCUUGACGAUCCCCUGCAUCCGACACAGUAUUAUCACACACACACACACAUCGGGUGAGUUGGACACCUCGUUCUGUUCAAUUUAGACCCAUUUCAAAGCGGGUCAUCCGGAGCUACUGUCAGUACGUUGCGUCCGAUCGAAGUGAGUGUACUACAAUCCCCCCAGCAGCAGUGUGUGUUGUGUUGAGGCUCACAUAAUCCAAUCGAUUAGCUAUGUUGAGGAUCAGCAGCAGUGUGAUGAACUUUAGCACCUUUAUGGUGCUGGUAGCUGCAUGCACUGCGCUCCCAAAAGACACUCCAGAGCUGGUGCCGGAGGACGCUGAAACGCUCGAUGGGCCACCGUUUCUGGCCGAACUGCGUGACCAGUGCCGCAACACGACCGGAGAUGAUACGACGUUCAACGAGCUGAAGGAACACAUCUCCACCGAUCUGCCGAAAUGCUUUAUGGCCCACGUCAACAUGGACCAGCUGAAGACGGACACCUCCAAGCUGGAGGAGCAGGAAAAGAAGAAGCUGUUUGAAAAAAUCUGUGAACAGAUUAACGAAUCAGUCACCUGUCUAACGCCGGUAAAGGCUAAGCUGAAACCGUGCCUCGAUGAGGAGGAUGUUAAGAUCAUGGAGCAGGUUGUGGCCACCGUACCGGAAGCACUGAACAUGGCUUGUACCAACAGUGGCGCUUUGUUGCAAAAAUUCACCGAGCCAGCGUAUCGGUCCUGCGCCAUGGAACUACCACCAAUGAUUGAGGAAUGUACGAGCGAGCUUCCCGACAGCAUGGAGAGUCUUCCAUUUUCGCAAUACUCCGAAAAGCAGUGCGGCGAAAUCUACACCAUGCGGGACUGUUUCUCUCGAAGAAUCAAAGAGUGUGGUGCCACGGGCUACAUGGACUUCUUCAUACUGUUCUACCGGAAAUUGCUCGCACUGACGCCAUGCAAAUAAGACAUGCAAGCUAACAAGACAUAAUGAUCUUCCCCGGGUGACACCUAUUCGUCAUUUUGUCUUAUCUUUCCAAUAGGCUUGUUGGCGGUGGACGUUCUCCAAGCGCACAAAUGCUAAUAAAAAUUUUGCCUUCGUUAUUAUUUUGAUCGUA
Molecule: messenger RNA, 1165 nt
Organism: Anopheles merus
Lineage: Eukaryota; Metazoa; Arthropoda; Insecta; Diptera; Culicidae
Exons: 4
Coding region: 292-1014 (240 amino acids)
Source: RefSeq, a predicted model, not a curated record